AUGACCGUCCCUAGCGUUCAUCUCCUUGACAUUCUCGGGGGUCGAAAGCUUUCAUCGUUCCUCCUUUUCGAGGAUUCGUUCCCUCUUGUCUCCUGCUUCUCGAUUUGGCCUACAUUGUGCAAACGUUUGUGCGAGCAAUACACAUGCCUAAUUGUUCGAUCAGAGUUACCCGGCUCCCCUCUUCCAAGCCAACUGCCCUCUACCAUCCAGAAAAUCGAUUUUUGGGACUUUCCCUGUGCACUGGAUUGUCUAAAGGAGGUGGGCAACCGAGUCUCCACCACACCUCCAGAUUCUCCGCUCUGGGUCAUUUUCUUCGAGAACAUGGACGCCUUUUUAAUGGAUUGUCCUUCCGAUCACGAAAUAGGCAAUUGGGCUAGCCUAAUUUUAUCACAUCUUCUUUCUUUUGCCACUAAUCAUUCAAUUGCCUCAGUUAUCUGUUCCUUAAACAUCUAUAAAGCUCCCAAUGUGGAAAUUACCUCUUCAAGUGAACAGGUCCGAGAUAUUUUUGAGUCCUAUGCUACCACCUGUGUUCGACUAACUCCAACCGACAACAGAAAUAUCCUGGAAGCUGAUUUCUGGCAUCGACGAACCCUUGACUCAAUUUGUAAAUCUGUGCGACUGAUUUCUACCCUUGCUCCUCACAAUAAACCAGCUGUUUCUGGUCUCUGUCAGAUCACAUUGGACCCCAAAACCCGUAUCAUUGUUAGCUGUUCCGCUUCCACGGUGAUUGAGAAGGUGAAGGAGCCUGAAAGUUUACCUACCUCCACUUUUAAACUGACCGCUUCGCAGACGGAGAUUGAGGCGAAACAGAAGGUCGUGCUGCCCUACCAUGCUGCAGUAAAUACUAGUGUAGACCCGUCUACUCUGCCUCUGCCUGAGAGCACGAUUGAUUACGUGCCUGAUGUGUUCGAUGACAUUGACGAGGACGAUCCCGAUGAUGAUUUGGAUAUUUGA
Echinococcus granulosus is the source of this 954-nucleotide messenger RNA. RefSeq lists its product as hypothetical. Gene Ontology annotation, cellular component: nucleus; cytosol; elongator holoenzyme complex. The record is from RefSeq and is a predicted model, not a curated record. Gene Ontology annotation, biological process: tRNA wobble uridine modification. Gene Ontology annotation, molecular function: tRNA binding. Lineage: Eukaryota; Metazoa; Platyhelminthes; Cestoda; Cyclophyllidea; Taeniidae. The coding region runs from base 1 to 954 and encodes 317 amino acids. The transcript has a single exon.